Molecule: messenger RNA, 1706 nt
Organism: Opisthorchis viverrini
Lineage: Eukaryota; Metazoa; Platyhelminthes; Trematoda; Opisthorchiida; Opisthorchiidae
Exons: 11
Coding region: 1-1524 (507 amino acids)
Biological process (GO): intracellular signal transduction; protein phosphorylation
Cellular component (GO): cytoplasm; nucleus
Molecular function (GO): ATP binding; MAP kinase activity
Source: RefSeq, a predicted model, not a curated record
AUGACAGCAAUUGAAGUUGAACCGACCAUUCUCAGAACUUAUGAGAUUAACAAGCGGCUCGGAAAAGGGGCUUACGGAAUCGUUUGGAGGGCUAAAAAUAAGAAGACCGGUUCAACGGUGGCGUUGAAGAAAAUAUUUGACGCGUUCAGGAACCAAAUAGAUGCUCAGAGAACGUUUCGGGAAAUAACAUUUCUUCAAGCGUUUUCCGGUCAUCCAAACAUUAUCAGGCUCUUGAAUGUAAUCAAGGCUGAGAACGAUCGAGAUAUUUAUCUAGUGUUUGAAUUUAUGGAGACAGACCUACACAACUGCAUCAAGAAGGGAAAUAUUCUCAAGGAAAUCCAUAAGACGUACAUUUUUUAUCAGCUGCUCCGAGCUGUGAAAUUCAUCCAUUCGGCAAAUGUAAUCCACCGCGACCUCAAACCUUCCAACGUCCUUCUGGAUUCAGACUGCCACGUCAAACUUUGCGACUUUGGACUUACUAGGUCAUUGUCUAGUCCGUCUACUGGAAGUGGCUUUUCUGUGGAGUCAGUUGCUGAUGCAGACUUGGACGGAGGGGAUCCAGAAUUAACAGAAUAUGUCGCCACACGCUGGUAUCGUGCACCGGAAAUACUGCUUGCUUCAAACAGAUAUACUAAAUUUGUUGAUAUGUGGAGCUUGGGUUGCAUAUUGGCAGAAAUGCUGAUUGGGAAACCAGUAUUUCCGGGGACUUCAACGAUAAACCAGAUCGAGCGGAUCAUCUCCGUCGUUCCAAGGCCUAAUAGACAAGAUAUUCUGGCCCUGCACUCCGAUUAUGGAAUGUCAGUCUUAGAAGAAGCUCUUCGAAAACCAAGCAGCACGUUGGACUCCCUAUUUCCGGAAACUGUCGAACGUAAUGCAGUCGAAAUGGCAAAACAUCUGCUCCAGUUAAAUCCAUCAAAACGACUAACAGUCGAGAAGGCUUUGGAUCAUCCAUAUGUACAGAGGUUUCGCGACCGCCAAAGUGAGCUCGUAAUGGAUCAUCCUGUGACACCCCCACUAAAUGACAACCAGCAGUUGAGCGUGUCAGACUAUCGAACAAAGCUAUAUGAGAUUAUUUUGGAAAAAAGGGCCCAGCGAAAAAUUCGUCGGCUCCUCCGUUCGGCUCAAGAAACAGAAAGUCGCCAGAAAACUGAAAGCUCGGUUCCUCAACAUAAUAGAGUCGGUAACCGUGAUGUCGACUACGCAACCAGCAAGACAAGGCCUGUUCAAUACCGAUUGCGGAGCUACAGUCGUGAAAUUGAUAAUCCUGUGAUUCUUCGGUCUUUAUCGGGGUUAACUAUGAAUCAUCGCCAUCUCGAAGGUCAUAGAGUAACUCAAUCAAGACAGCUUCAGGCCAACGCAAAGAAGGACGGAGUGCAUCAGUCACUUACACCGUUUACUGCCGUCAGUGCUGGGGUGGAUGCACACACUAAGGCUGUUUCUCAACUUGGCAGUUAUUCACAAACCUAUGGCACAGUUUCACGAAGUCAACUUUCGCAGCUUCAGUCGCGACAGUGGACACGAUGAAAUGCAAACGAAUCUGUUGGAUAUUUCUGCCUGUGUGCCGUCGCUUCUUUUUUCCAGCCCAUCUAUUUUUGCCUGAUCAUCAGUUGUAGUCCGUCAAUUCCAUUACUAGUAUACUGGUGUGGAUAAUGUUUGCAAUUCUUAGUCAACACUUUUGAGCAAAUACAAACCAAAUCCGCAGUUUA